Microbotryum saponariae is the source of this 3341-nucleotide messenger RNA. The record is from the annotation of a GenBank genome assembly. NCBI's taxonomy places the organism in Eukaryota, Fungi, Basidiomycota, Microbotryomycetes, Microbotryales, Microbotryaceae.
AUGAUGGUCAACUACUCCGUAAACAACAACGAGCCGAAGCAAUCCAACUUCGAAGACCGGUCCGAUUCUAAGAAGGCUGGCGGAGGUGGGGGUUGGUUCAGUGGGGCGUUUGGCGAAGGCAGCAGUAGUGCCAACGCGCUGGGCAAUGGAUACGGUGUAAGCGCCAACAGCAACAGCAACAGCAACAACUUCAAUUCGAGCCUUGGCGCGGGGAGCAACAACACACGAAACUACGCUUCGCCACGCACGACAACGGGUCUGGCCUCGCCCUACCAUGGCGCAACACGAUCCCACGAUGCAGGUGGCAUCUCGCCCAUCUCUCCACCCUACGAUUCGGGUGCCGCCCCUUUCGCCCCUCAAGCCGCGAGUGACGACCUAGAGGAUCUUAAACUUCCCUUUGGAGGGAGGAGUACGCCAAGAUCACCACCUUCGACCAGGAAUGACCACACCCGAUCGUCGAGCCAGGCAUCCUCGAUCCUCUUGCAAAACUCGACCAACGGUCCCUCGUCGAGUCGACCUUUCUCACCUUUUGGUAUGAGUCAAACUUCGCUCUCAGUCUCGGCCGGCUCAAGCUUGACGACGGCACCGGAUGUCAAAGACAAGAUCAUGAUCGACUUGCUGAGUGGUCAAGCCGUCGUCGAGACCAAGGACUUCCCCAUCCUGGGUUGGGAAGAGAUGCAGGACGUGAAGAAAGUGAGUUUCAUCGUGCGUCGUAGGAUAUUUGAGUGCACAUCGGCUAACUCAGCGUCUGUGUGCUUAGGAGCAUGCUGUUUUGGCUACCAAGAUCGCCUCUUUGUCAAGAUCGCUCGCCCUCGAGACCCGACUGCGUGAUUCGGCGGCCAAGCUCGUCCGACUAUCGAGUCCCAGUCCCAUUCCAGGAUCACCGACCUCGACCUCAGCGACAGGGUCCGACGCGUCGAAUCGAGCACGCGUGACGAAAGCACAGGCCGAGGCCCAGGUGCAACAGGCGAACGACAAGAUUGAAUCGAUCCAAACCGAGCUGUACAGGGUCGGGUGGAAGGAGGCCGAGUCGAGAACCAAACUUCUACGGCAUAUGGCGGGUGUGCUCGGACUGGCGAUGAGGAGGAAAGAAGAAGAAGAGCGCGGUUCGUCGCAGACGCCUUUGUCGCGGGGCUUGCAUGGUUCGCCGUAUCCGUUCGGGGCUUCACCGGCUACGUCCGUCGGGAGGGAUCAACAACGCUCAACCUCACCUUUUGGAGGCCCCGCGAAAUCAUCGCGCUUCGAUGGCCAUUCGUUCUUUGCCGGGAACAAGGAAGCCAUCCUUCCCGGUCCGCCGACGAGAAUUUCACCUUAUGCCUCGCCGAACUUGUCCGCAUCGAAUAACGGCCAAUUCGUCGUCGCAGUGGCGGACGCUUCCCAUGCCGCGAUCAGGGAUUUGGAGACCCAGGUCGCAGGGUUGCAGCGCGCACUCAACGAGCAGAGGGAUCGACCGGUCCAGCAGGUCGACUCGGCCCAGUUGCGACAGUUGCAAGAAGAGGUUGCGCAAGCACGAGCGGCCGAGCGAUCGGCGAGGGAUGAGCAUACCCAGACUCGGAAUGAGCUCGACAGACACCUCAUCGAGCUAAGGUCGAUCAAGGAUAGUCACGGAUCGUUGCAGCGAGAAUUGGAGCAGACGAAGCUGGGUCAAGGGCAAGGCGAGGAUGCUCAAAGGGAACUCGAGCGGUCACGACAAGAGAUCGACGAGAUGACGGACAAGAUGCAAGAGCUCGAGCAAGAGUUGAAUGAUUUGGAGGAACGAGCCGUCGCGAGCGAUCGAAGGGUCACGGACGUCGAGGGAUUGCUGGAAGACAUGAAGAUCAAGCAUGCUCACGAGCUGCAGAGGGCACAAGGCGAUCUGCAAGCCGCGAAGGACGAGGCCGAAAGAGCACGGCUCGCGGUACCGAAGGUUCCAACGCCGAACGGGGCGGAGGAGGAGGAACAACGCUUGCGCGACGAGGUCGCUUCAAUGCGGUCGGAGCGAACCAAGAUCUCGCAAACGCUCGCCGACGUCCUGCAACGCCAUCGGGCACAUGCCAACAGCUUGGGCACCGAAUUGCCCGAGGAAUUUGACGAGACCGCGGUCGACCAUCACGACGAUUGGUCUGGAUAUGUUGCAUCGUCUUUGGGUGACCACUUUGAUCACAUCACGUCGCACGCAACAGCCGUUUCAGACGAGCUGUCGCUCGCACGGUUGGCACAAGAACACUCGGCAAAUGACCUCGAGGGCGAGUUGCGCCAGGCGCAAGAGCAUCGCGAUCAUUGGCAGGACGAGGCGGAGCAACAUCGACAGGCGAGGGAACAGCUCGAAGCCGAGCAUGACGACUUGAAAGCCACGGUGCAAGGUCACGAGGAGCGCCUGGCCUCCCUCGCUUUGACGCACCACGAGUUGGAGGUCUCGGCGGAAGAGAAGGAACAUCUGCGUGCACAGCUCGAGCAAUCGCAAGGACGCAUCGCCGAGCUCGAGAAGAAGAUUGCCGAAUAUGACGCGACGCACGCCGCAUUGGAGAAGUUGUGGCAGUCUCUCCCCGCCGUCGAAACCCGGCGCCGGGCUGGCGACUCGCAUGAUUUGGCCACUCUCAAGGCUGCUUUCGAUCCUUCCCAGAGCUUGGCGGAUUCUUCGGCGCGAUUCUCGAUCGAUGCGCUCGUCGAACGUGUCCGCGCUCUGCUCGCCGACGAUGCCACCUUGGUCGAGACUUUGAUGAAGAUCGAGAGCGGCACUGCAAGUGCGCAACAGGAGGCCGAGACUCACCGCUCCAAUGCGGAGCGAUACCAGAAGUUGGCCGAGCAGCACUCGACCAACUUGACGGUCACACAGGGCAAGGUCAAGGACUUGGAGGAGCGGAUCGAGGUGUCGUCGCAGCAAGAGGUGACGAUGCUGGAGAGGUUGAACGACCUGACCGAGUCUUUGGAGUCGACGAGGGCCGAGAAGCGCAAGCUCGAGACGGCGGGUAAAGGGUUGGAAGAGCAGGUCAAAGCCGCGGAGAAAGAGCAGAAUCGAUUAGCAGCGAUCGUCGUGGGGUUAAAGGAGGAGAACCGCGCGUUGAAGGAACGACCCGAUCAUGCAGCCAAGCUGGCUUCGCUGGAGAACACGGUGCAGGACUUGAAGGACCAGUUGACCGAUCUGGAAGAGGAGCUGGAGGAUACCAAGAAGCGGGAGCAAAAGACGAGGGGCCAGUUGUUGGAAGAACUCAAUGCAGCUCAAGCGGUGAGUCGGGGCUCCCAGACUGUGCUAUCAUUGAUCACUGAUGUGGAUACUUGCCCACUUUGUAUGUGUGCAGGAGGUGUCGGCUUUGCGGACGAAAUUGCGCCAAGCGGAACGGAAAGCGAGCAAAGCAGUAUAA